Molecule: messenger RNA, 516 nt
Organism: Calliphora vicina (urban bluebottle blowfly)
Lineage: Eukaryota; Metazoa; Arthropoda; Insecta; Diptera; Calliphoridae
Product: defense protein l(2)34Fc-like
Exons: 2
Coding region: 22-501 (159 amino acids)
Cellular component (GO): membrane
Source: RefSeq, a predicted model, not a curated record
AUACGAUAUAAUAAGAUCAACAUGUUGCGUUUUAUUUUACUUGUCUGCUGUUUGACAGCUCCCGUCCUCGGUUAUUCUAAAGGGGCACCACGAUCUGCUUGUAGGAAUGGUCUAAUGCCCAGGCAUCGUGCAGAAGCUCAAACCACUGCAGCCCCCUAUAGUUUCUCUGGUGAAAAUUCGGUCAAGUCGGGCCACACAAUUUCACUUAGCCUAAGUGGUGAUAAAUUCUUGGGAUUCAUGAUACAGGCUCAAAAUGCUAAAGAAGAACCUGUUGGUCGCUUUAAAGUCAUUGAAGCUAAUAAAUCUCAACUUUUAAGAUGUGCAGCUGAGGGAGACUCUUUAACACAUGUCCAGUUGCACAAAAAACCUAUUACUAGCGUAGAAUUCGAAUGGCUGGCUCCCGCUGAUUACAAGGGUCCCGUUAUAUUUGUAGCCACAGUUGUCAAAGAUUAUUCUACAUUUUGGGUACGCAAGGUAACCAAAGCUGUUACCGUACAAUAAAUUUUGCAAUUGAUU